AUGAUGAACAGUUCAACAAAGGGCCCAUUGAAUUUACUUUUACUUUAUUUUUGACCUAAACCACCUCCAUCCUGUCGAAGUUGACGCUUCACUCCACAUCAUAUUCGCGAAAUCCUGGAUAUUAUCUCACCUCGUUCUCACGAAAUUCUCAGACUCGACAACCCUCGAGUGAUUUUUUUGAACUCCCUUACUUCACUCACUACAGCUCUGUUGCCUUCUCAGCUCUCCAACCCGCAAGGCGCCACGCCGAACACCCGUCAACCACGCCGCACUCUUUCAGGCACUGAUUCGUCGAGACUGUCUUCUCGCAGAACAGGGGGCAGGUUCCAUCGUUGUGCGGUUCUCUCACGAAAUUAGGGAGGGCUACAAUAUUGCUUCUUUGAACCCCCCACUUCCAAUUCAUCAUAACCUGAAUUCUGGUGCUCCUGGCACACGGAGGGUCUACAACCGCAUCACGGAACCCAGGCCGCCAAUAAUUCUCCGAAUCCUGUAAGGAGGGAAACGAAAUCAAAUCAAAUCAUCAUGUCUCAAAAUCAAGGAAUUGCUGCGUCUGUCCAGGCCAGGGCACAAGAGGUCGCCAAUGAGGACUUCCAACAAGCCAAGGAUCUGGUCAAUGAUGCCACCAAGAGUGGCGCGUACCUCUACCCCAUCAAGGGUAUCUUUUACUUCCUAACCCACCGCUCGCUCUGGAAGCCCUUGCUGUCUCGCAUUGGACCGACUCUAGCCCUCUCCGUGGGUGUCACGGUGCCCAUGUUCAUCCUCACCUACGUGCCACAGCUCACAGUAUUGGUCUUUGUGAACGGACCCGUUGCCGUCUUCACCACAGUGCUUCUGAUCCUAAGCGAAUCGUCUACCAUCAUUUCGGUCAUCUCGCGCAACUUUCUGCUGCAGGAAGCACUGCUCGACACCUUUGAUGGUACCUUGGUGGCAAGGGGCGCCACCAAUAUCGUGCAGGAGGGCCGGGAGCUCCAACCAGGUUCCGACCCCAUCGCCAAGCUCGGAAAAAUUGUCAAGUCUCCCUUUGAGCGCUUCAGCCCGAAGGCCCUGGUUCGGUACUUUAUGUACCUGCCUCUCAACUUCAUCCCUGUGGUCGGCACAAUCAUAUUCAUUCUCAUUCAGGGCCGCAACAGGGGACAGAGUAUUCAUGAUCGCUACUUCCAACUGAAGUCCUGGUCGGCUUCACGCAGGCGUGCUUGGUUGCACGCUCACACCGGAGCCUACUCGGCUUUUGGUGUGGUAGCCACACUCCUUGAGAUCGUGCCCGUUGCUUCAAUGUUCUUUUCAUUCACAAACGCAGUUGGCGCUGCGUUGUGGGCUGCGGACCUGGAGGCCCAGGGUACCCAGGCGACGGAGCCAUCAGACCAGCCUGCCUCGAGCAAUAACAAAGAUGACUGAACUUAUGGAUACGGAACCAGUCCGAAUCUAUAAAUGGAUUUCAAGUUAGUUUCCGCUUUUUGCGCGUUGAUUUUUAGCUUGAUUGCUUUGUAGCAUUUAGUCAUUGUUUCCCCACGAGCAAAAAAAUCGCAUCAUCCGCAUGCUGCCGAGCUGGCUAGGAUGAUCCAGUCGAUUUUGACUUGGAGCUGAUGGAUCUUUUUCGCGGGCAAGGGAGGAUGCAGCUGAGAAGUCUCGAGUUUAUUGAAGACCAUACACUUGCUGUCUGCGUUGUCAUUUUUCUCUUGGUGGGAUGCUUUUAAUCCAAUUUAUGAUUUAUGAUUGAUCAUAUUUUCCCUAUCAGCUCGAGGCCAAUCACUCCUUCGCAUAAGUUUAUUGUUUGAUCACUCUAGAUAGAAACAAGGCCCGGUAUUUCGGUUUCUUCGGUCAGUGUGUUCCGAACCCAGGUCUAGAUGCAUGACGCCCAGGAUGACCAGGGCUUUGUAGCCAAUGAC
Messenger RNA from Pyricularia grisea, 1886 nucleotides. RefSeq lists its product as uncharacterized. Bases 523 to 1395 code for a protein of 290 amino acids. Lineage: Eukaryota; Fungi; Ascomycota; Sordariomycetes; Magnaporthales; Pyriculariaceae. Gene Ontology annotation, cellular component: lipid droplet; ascospore wall; prospore membrane. The record is from RefSeq and is a predicted model, not a curated record. The transcript has 6 exons.